Molecule: messenger RNA, 2231 nt
Organism: Prorocentrum cordatum
Lineage: Eukaryota; Dinophyceae; Prorocentrales; Prorocentraceae
Source: the annotation of a GenBank genome assembly
GCUGCGAAGCAGGGAUGGGAAGCAUGCGUCUCUUGUGGCAUCCUGUGGAGCGAGCUCGGCAAGUUACACCAUCAGCAUCAGCAGCGCUCCGUCACCUUCGCAGACGUGGUGGCAGGCAAAGGCAGCGCGGGCACGCCCCGCUCCAUCCUCAAAGCAGGGCCGCAGCCAGCGCCAGGAGGAGUCACCCACGCGGCCUCAGUUCUGCUGCCGCAGUUCGCCAAGGCCAAAGAGUCCAACAACCAGGCCAAGCAGCAGGCGUUGCUGGCAAUCUGCCCAGAGCUGGAGGAGAUGUGGAAGACACCACCCAUCAAGCUGGCCGAAGAGCAGCUCGCCAACGCAGCGCAGAGGCUCCGACAGCUCCAGACGCAGCAGGGCCGAAUCAAAGCUAAGGUCGACCAGUUGGUCGGCGAGACCACUGUGGGAGCAGCUACAGCAGCCCAGCAGGAGAAGCAGGAGGGCUCCAACGAUGACACCGAUUUCCCAGAGCUGGGCAAGCAGGAUCUGGAGUCGCUGGGACCUGAUGGCAAGCGCGAAUAUGAAGAAGCCAGCAAGGCGGCCGCAGCCGCAGCAGCCACGCUCAAGCAAGCGGCAGCUGCUGGACAGAAUGCUGAAGAUGCCGAGGAACGUCUCCGCAAGCUCCACACCGCCGUCAGCAACAAGUGGAAGAAAAGCACCGAUGGGACAGUCCGACCAGCAGGAGAGCAACCAGCGGCGGCUCCAGCGGAGAAGCCCUCAGCCAGCGCAGGUAACACAGAGUUCACAGACCCCGAGGCUGUCAACAAGCACAUCGAGGCCACAACCCAGUUCAAGGUCAAAGUCAAGGUGCUGAUGCCGAUCGGCCCAGUGGGUAACCACGGCACAGGCGCCUCCAAACCCAAGAGCGCGGUCGCGUCUGUGGACCGCACGCUUCACGUGCCGUUUGCGAACGUCACGCACUUCGGGGAGAAAGUGAGAAACUACGUACAGCACACCAGUCUUGAUGUCGUCGGCAUCGCCGAGCGCCACUUGCUCGCGGGAGCCGCCAAGAACGAGGCCAUGAAGUUGCAGCGCCAGGGGAGCGCGUUCCAGAAGAGUUCGAAGGACAUCUCAGUCAUGAUGUGGAGGCUCCAGGGGGCGACAGUGGCGCCCAUCUGCGUCUACCUCGACUCGGGGAACAGGUUCGAGAAUAAGAACGCCAACAAGAUGUUCCAGUUGACGCGUGCGAUGGCAGUGCUCUGGGUAGAACUCGGCGACUGGAACAACACGCCCGAACAACUUGCCAAAACAAAGUGGCUGAAGGCGAUGGGCGGCGAGCUGCGUAUCCCCACGGACUGCGUCUUAACAUGCACGUCAGGGAAGGGCAGGCUCAUUAACUACCCCGUGCUCAGCAUCAGAGCGGCGCGGCUGCCCAUGAAGAUCGAGGCCCUGACACGCAAGAUCCGCAUCCAGAAAGGACCCAGAAGGGCGCAACGAGACAGGGAGCGCCACGCCAACCUCCACCAAGAUGAUGACGGAAUCGGCCUCGAUCCCAACGCCAACAGCGAGUUCGACAUUCACCGCCACCUCUUGGACACUGAAUACGAGAAGGAGGUCAAGGCAGCAGCGACGGACGACAUGUGGUGCCAAGCGCUACAUCACCACCACAACGAGCCAGUGGAGUCGGCCACCAAAGAAGUGCAGGCAGCAUGGAAUUACCGACGUGAUCCGGAGAGCGCCAAAGUACUGGGCCAACACUUCGGACAAUGGACCAGGGCGGCGGAGCUAUCCUUGGGCCUACUCCAGGGCACCGACCAAAAAUCUGCACAACAACCAGGAAGAGUACCGCAUUUCGAGAGGGAGAAAGCAGCACAUCAAAGAGGGUCCGAGCCGUUCGAGAAUGCAGCCAAGCGCAAGGAUGCCAACUGCUGGGAGGCCAUGGCAGCGCGAGUACGUGAAUGGGCAGUACUCCACCGGUGCCACUCCAUCAACAACACCAUGCAUACGGUCAUCAGCGCGAUCGGCAGGCUAGACAAGCAGCUCGCCAACUUGAGGACGAAGCUCGACAGCAGAUACGACCCGAGGGACUUCCACAAGGAUGGUCAAGUUCUACGGCGCAUUGGGACACACCUGGGUUUCCCACCAGAACAACAACAGCUGACCUCGACGGCCACCAACAGGUCUACGACGGCGCCAUCCACCACCGAGUACGACGGCAUCCUACGCUUGGUCACGCGGACGCUCAGCUACCAGUGCCACCCGACCACUGACGUGAG